GUGUGUGUGUGUGUGUGUGUGUGUGUGUGUGUGUGUGUGUGUGUGUGUGUGUGUGUGUGUGUGUGUGUGUGUGUGUGUGUGUGUGUGUGUGUUUGCGAGUGCGCGGGUUCGUGUCUGAAAAACGUAGCUUGCCAUGAUGUCAUAUUGCGUAGAAAGUAUUCUGAUAAUAGUGCCGAUUAUGUGACUCAACUGCUUGAGAAAAAGUAUCAAAAAUGCUCAUUUUCUAUUAUGAUUUGUGUUAGAGAACUCGAUUUGUCUCUGGUUUGAUAUAUGGAACUGAACGAAGGUCAUUUGCAUUACCUGACUCAAACGGAGACCGUUUUUUGUCAAACAGCUUUCCGUCAGGUUAAAGCUACGGAAAGCGUUUUGUUUUACGGUUUAACUACUAAAUACAUAUAUUUAAACCACACGAAUUGCAUGUAAUUAAAUUCAAAAGGGAUUUUUUGUAAUUCUUCACUACAAAAAGGGUGGGAAUUACAAAAUACACAGAAAUUAGAAAAUCAUACCACAAGCGCUAUUUUUCAUGACAUUGCCAAACACAUUUAAUGAACAAUAAUAUGCCACACGUAGAAAUAAUUAUAAAUUGGUACGAUACUUCCUGCGUUACGCGUUGCAGUUUGUUUUGACAAACAAAUCCAUUUCAGAUCAUUUUGGUAGCAAUGUCUCGAGUCAACGAAAGAAGUCUCUAACAAGCUUGUAUAAUACCGAUUUUGUUUCAGUUCGUGUAGCGCGAUUUUGUUUGACACAUUUCCGUUUGAAUCAGAUAAUCGACACUAAUGUGUGUGUUAUCAUGUGAAACAGCGUGGGUUUACACAUGGAUAAAAGCUAAAGUUUGCAUCGACAGCAGCGCUUGUUCCUCGGACGAAAACGCCGGUGUGCUGAUUGAUAAAUGUGCAUGUGCAGCGAUGCGAAAUCGACUCGCGCACAAUAGCAAUGAACUCGGCAUUCCCUCACAAGUGUUUCUCCAGUGCACGCCAUUGAAAGGCCUGUAUGCAUCCCUGCGUUGAAGCUCGUGUGUGCAUAGGAAACUUUGUGCGUGCAUUGAGCUGGCGCGCAGUUAUUCUUUUCAAUGGGCGUUUUGUUUCAUGAGCGCGGAAGUAUUCUGUUCUCGAUUUAAAUGGGUAGACGCUCACUCGCUUACUCAUUGAUAAUUUUUAUCCAUACGCUUUUUUCGCUGCUCUACAACGAUGUAAUUCAACACGUAUAGAGCCUGCGUUCUGCAGGCAGAGCACGGGAUCAGCCGUGUCCAAGUUUUUAACCAGCGCGUUCUUGACGGUCCAAGCAAGCAAUGGCGCCUAUCGCCAACCAGUCGAUAAAAAUUAACCACCGGUUUGGCUAUAUCGACCAAUACAUUUAUCUACUGGCUGGCGAACAAUAACAGCACGUUGGCUCAAGUAUCUACCGGCGAAGGAAAAACUAUCAUCGUGGUAGCGAUCGCAAUAAUAAAAGCACUCCUUGGGGAGAAGGUUGACAUUAUCACCAGCUCGUCGGUACUUGCCAAACGCGAUGCAGACCAAAACAAGGACAUUUACGUUUUGUUUGGAAUCGGCGUAUCGCAUAACUGUAGCGAAGUAAUAGAAGAGCGAAAGGAAGCUUACUCUUCGAAUCAGAUAAUUUAUGGAGAUUUGGCAAACUUUCAGCGCGACCAUUUACUACACAAAUUUUACGGAAAAGGUGUAUUGGGAGAUCGCAGCUUUGAAAAUGUGAUCGUCGAUGAGGUGGAUAGCAUGUUGCUGGAUAAGGCAAACAAUAUAUUAUACUUGUCGCAUGAUAUUGCUGGUAUGGAUAAGCUGGAAUCGGUAUACUUAUUCAUUUGGCAAAUGGUCAAUAAUCUGACCGAUCUUUCAGAGGAUGAACUUGUCAAAAAAAUUAAACAGUCAGUGUUGAGCGAUAUGUACGCAAUCAUCCAGAAAGAGGAUAUACAAAGUCUGGACAAUGGACUGGGAAAAUCCAAUGUUUUAGUGCUAUGGGAGAGAUUAAUGAAGUCCGGAAUAAUAGAUUACUUAGGAAGAUUACAGACAGAAGCUAUUGAUUCCAACAAACUAGAAAAAGUACUUUCGCCAGAUUUCACACAAUACAAAGAUCGCCUAAGCUUCAUGCUUACGUCCUGUCUAGAACGUAAAACUUACAUUAAGGUACCCAAUUAUCUGAAAUCAUUCGUAGAGCGUCAUUUGGUCAGUUGGAUAUCCAGUGCCGUAACAGCGCUUUACAUGGUACCAGAUCAGUACUACGUGGUAGGCGUCGAUAAUUCGUUGUCGGGAGGCGAAACACAUCCAAAUGUAAUUAUUGUCGAUAGAGAUACAGGUACUGAUCAAGUAAGCUCACAGUGGGAUGAGGCGUUGCAUCAAUUCUUGCAGCUCAAACAUGGAUGUAAGCUGUCAACCCUAAGCUUGAAAGCGGUUUUCAUUUCCAACGUUACAUAUUUGAAGGAGUACAAACUGCUGUAUGGAUUGACAGGCACGCUAGGGUCAAAGGAAGAAAGAACCUUGCUUAAAAAAAUACAUGACGUGGACUUUGUCACAGUUCCUACCUUUAAAUUGAAACUAUUUAAAGAAUAUGAACCUAUUAUUUGUUCGAGCAGUGAGGAUUGGAAGCAACAUAUACGCAAAGAUGUGGAUACUCUCACCAAAAUAAAGAGCAGAUCAAUUCUUAUCAUUUGUGAGACGAUCCGCGAUGUGGAAGCAUUGAAAACGAUAUUUGCUCCAGAACAGCAAAACAAUGUUCGCACUUAUAAGCGGGAUGAUGAGGAUUUGCCUAUCGAGGAAGGUGGAUUAGAACCAGGGCAAGUUAUCAUCGCAACCAACUUGGCAGGACGCGGCACAGAUAUAAAAAUAACCAAAAAGCUUGAAAAGGCGGGAGGUUUACAUGUUAUAUUAACAUUCCUUCCCACGAACGUUCGUAUAGAAGAACAAGCAUUCGGAAGAGCGGCAAGAAAGGGCGAAAAAGGAUCGGGACGGAUGAUAAUAAAAACCGAUGAUACUAAGAUACAUACCCUCAAAUCGAAUAGAAACGCAAAAGAGUUAUUACGCUUAAUCGAUGUAAAAACAUACUACGAUACGAUGAUUAAGACAGAAGAGGAAUGUUUUGAAGCAUUUAAAAAGCUGUACGAGAAAGAAAUGAUAUGUUUAACGAAUGUUCAAACACCCGAUGCUGUUAAAGAGAUUCUACUGCAAAGUUGUUUGGACAGAUGGUCGUUUUGGUUAGACGAAAACAAUGUACCGAUAGGGAAAGCAUCAGAUGAGGCUACCAAAGAUAAAAUAAAGCUGCUUUUAAAGAACUUUCUAUCACAAUUUGAUGAUCUGAAAGCAACGAGCGCAAACAAUUGGCCAGCUUGGGUUGAAGAAAAUCCAAUGCAAAUGAUCAAAUUGGGAACAUAUAUUUCUGCACACGAUUCAAAGCAUCGCAAUACAGCAAUGCAACUGUUUGGGAAAGUUAUCUCGAGUGAGCCGUAUUUUUGCGAAGCCGCUUAUUACUAUCGUGCAUACACACGAUCACUUGACAACAUGAACGUUGGUGACUUCAAAAAGGAUUUGCGUAUGGCAGAAAAGCUUUUUAACGACCAUAUAAAAUAUGCAAUGCAUGCAUCAGUUGUCAUAAGUGAACUGAAUUCCAUCAAGGAAAACAAGGCAUAUGCAGAGCAACACAAAAACCUUAUUAAUUUAUACUCAUUGUUCAUUCAAUCCAUAGACGACAUGUUGGGUCAUGCUGUAAGUCCUGAAUCGUUUGUAAAUUAUGAAAUAAAGGAGGAUGUUGCUGGAAUAAUUUUUGACGAUCUUGUACGAAUCGGCAUGAUAAAGAAGGCUCAAGUAAUCGAUAACAUACCUAAUGAUCAGAUUCAGAGACUUCACGCCGAGUACGGGAUACCUGUAGAUCAGCUGAAGAAGUUCUUAGCUCAACAUAGGGGCCCUAUCGAUGACAAAGAAUUCCUUAAAGCUAUUCGAGAAUCAUUUUCAUUUCCAAGCAGAAGCGAAUUUUGGAAAGAGCUAAUUAAUCAAAAGGUGCUACACAGUGUUGAAAGUUAUGUUGCGGUAAUUGAGGAACGGCUCAAAAUUAUGGAUCCUGCUUUAAUGAACUACCUAAAGGAAAAGGUAGACAAAGGAGACCUGGUGAAAGAAGUUAUUAAUGUAGAAAAAGAACAGAUAUUGUUGAUUGCCGAAGAACAGUCACAGUUUUACUUUGGGAAAGCGAAUUUUUUUUAUGUGAUCGGUAGAACAAAGUAUAAUUCGCUCGAAGAGAAUGGUUUACUGUCAUUCAACGAAAAGGCGAUCAUCGACAAAAGUAGAAUUGAUAGCUGUAUGUUUUCUGCAUUUGACUCCAUUACAAUUCAUGAUUUAAUUUAAUUUAAUUUGUUUAUUACUCGUUCAAUGGAUAACAAUGGAUCCGUGUGAAUGUUCUUAAGUCUAAUGUUAGAUUAAAAUAAGUAGUAAGAUCAUCUUAGUAGUUCGCUUCUAAGGCAGUUUUUAAAGGAUUGCACUGAGGUUCCAAAAUCAAACAAAUGACGAACUUCGUUAAACACCUUAAUCAUGGAGUUGAGGGGGUCUCUAGAUCCAUAUCCAGUUCGACUACGGUUCAGGGCAAGUAACGGACGAGAGCGAAGCUGAACAGCAGGCGCGUAAAAGUUUAACUGCUGGAGUAGGGAAGGACAGUCGAUGUUACUUUGCAGUAAACCAGCCACAAAUAGUUGUUGUGCGGUACGGCGUCGGAUGUGGAGCGGUUGCAGUCCAAGGAGCAAAAGUCGCGUUUCAUAAGGUGGUAACUGACUGCCAGGUGGCCAAGGUAACAAGCGUGUUGCGUAUCGGGAUAAGCGACGCUGUAUCGAUUCCAUUCUCUCAGAAAGUCUAUGGGUUGAGGGCUUCCAGACGACACAGGCGUAUUCGAGUACCGGGCGGAUAAUACCACAGUAUAACGCUUUGAUGCAGACUGGGUCUUUGAAAUCUCUUGUUAUCCGAAACAACAUGCCAAGCAAUUGAUUACCUCGGGUAAUCACCUCUUCUGUUUGCUGGUCAAAUGACAGCUUUGAAUCAAGUAUGACUCCGAGAUCCUUCAUAGCAUUAGUGCGUUCUAUUGGUAGACCGUUAACUGUGUAGCUGGUGUUCUUAAUUUCUCGUGCUCGUGUGAAUGAAAUGUGUCGGCAUUUUUCAAUGCAGAGGCUCAGGCGGUUUCGAUUGCACCAUUGGUGAAAAUCGAGAAGGUAUUGUUGUAGCUCGGAGUGGUCUGUGUCAUUUUUUAUCGUCAUGUAGAUUUUAAUGUCAUCUGCAUACAUUAAAUGAUUCGCUGCUGGUACUACAUACGAUAGGUCGUUGAUGAACAGUACAAACAGUAGUGGACCCAGGUUGCUACCUUGUGGCACACCAGAUGAUGCAAUGAAAGACCUUGAAUGGCACCGUGAGAAAGAUACAGCAUACGAUCGAUUGACAAGGUACGAUUCUAACCAGCAUAUUAAAUUUCGCCCAAGUCCCAACUUAUUCAUCUUGGCUAAAAGGAUGUUGUGAUCGAUGCUAUCAAAAGCAGCCUUUAAAUCCAUAUAAACUGCAUCUGUUUGCAUCCUGCUAUCCAUGUUACGGAGACAUUGUGAUGUAAAGUCAACAAGGUUAGUAAUCGUCGACCGCUUUGGAACGAAACCUGAUAUUACAAAAAAGACACAAAUUACAACAAGUGAAGCGAAGAGCAUCCUAGACGAGCUACUUGAUCGAAAUGUUCUACAAAAGAGGGGUGAAACGUUUGUUCUACCAAUGAACUAUGACGAUAGCCAGGAUAUCUUGCUUCCCACCUAUCCAGUGUAUGAGAGUGUCGUUAGAAACGUCCUUGCUUCAUGUUUUGCCUACAGAUUAGCUCUGAGAUACAUAACCCAACAGCUAGAAGAGGAGGAUUGCUCUGACAUUCGUAUAGAACUGAAACCCGAUCCUCAUCGAAUGUUUUUCAACGAUUUACUUGAACAGAAGAUAAUUUUCCCCCCUGUGGCCACGCAUGAGAUCGAUGAAAGUAAAAUUAAGGCAAUGUACAGAACAUCAUGGUCGAAAGAAGAUUUGCAAAAUAAGCUUGCUAAUGAUAUUGGUUUGCCUAUAGAAUACACCAGGGCUCUGGUUGGUGUCUUGGCUGAGAACGACUGGCUUGAUCGAAGAUACUUUUAUCAUCUAUCUUCUAAAACCAAACGAAAAAGUCUCACCGAUCUAAAAUCAAGCAUUGCAUUAAUUUCCGCAAAACAUGACCUUAUCGAAUCAUAUGACUUAUCAGUUGCGGUUGAUAUAUGGUUUAACAAUCAAUUGAUCUUAGCCCAAAGUGUUGACCAUAUUAAAAAUGUACUAAUGCAAUCUAAAUCCUUACUGGCAACAAUAAAAGAACCCGAAGCUAAACUUAAAUCUAUUACAGAAUUUUAUGGCAAUGGAAAUUAUGUACACAUCGAUGAGAUGCGUAUCUUUCUCAUAAAUGGCCUAGAGCAUCUUAUAGAGCUAGAAGAGAAAAAAUGGACCACAGAAAUGAUACUUAAUACAUUUGCAGUGAUAGUUAUGGGCGUGGUACAAAUAGCAAUUGGAGCUAUAAUGGAGGUGUAUUCGGUUGGAAUGAUGACUCACGUUGCCGUCGCUUUGAUUGGCGAAGGAGUUAGCGACAUCAUGUUCGCUAUGGGUGCUUUUAAGUCAGGUUACUUCAGCUGGAAAGAUUACGGAAUGCAUAAGCUGCAAAGUCUGGCCUUUACGGUCACAACAGCUGUUGUGGGAAUAUAUCUCUCUCAGGGCGCCAAGAUGUCUCGCAUAGGUUAUAAACUUGCUGGGACUACCCUCAAGCAAGGUAGCAAACGGGUCGGUGAGUUAACUGGAAAGCAGUUAAUCAAAGCGGUCGGUGGUAGAAUAGUAGUGAAGGAAACAGCAAAACGUGUGGCAUUGAAAACGGCGGAAGGCUUCGCAUUAGGUGUUGCAAGCAUUGCCGUAGAUGCGAUUGUUGUUGAUGUUCUGCAAUCCAUGUUGACCUCUUUAGCAUUCGACAUUUUAUCUGGAGUGAAGGGUGAAGUGGACAAACACAAAGUAAAUCAUAGCUUGCAGAUAGCGUAUGAUAAGUUGGGUGCGAACGGCGCUAAAGAGCUUGUGACUGAGUUGACAAACAAAUAUAUGAUGGAACAGAGAAUUACACAAAUGAUACUAAGCUACACUAAACAGAUAGCAAAUGGUUUGAAAGUAGGAAUUAAAAAUGCAAGAAUAAAAACUGGCACCACAACUAAUGCAAUGGUAGUGAUCAAACAGCUAGGUCGUACAAUAGAUUUAGUAGAUCGCAUUGUAGUAAUCAAUAAUAUAUGCAAUGCAACAAAACAGCUUCUUAAUAGUAUUAACACCGAAAUGGAGCGGAGGCUCGAAAAUAUGGACCAAAACUCUGCUCCAUCGACAGAAACCCCGGUUAAUAGGAAUGAAUUUAAAGACUUUAAGGCGGAAGUAAUAAACUUAUGGAAAACGACGUUGAACGAACACGUUGGUCAAUUGAUUGCGCAAUAUGUUGUGUUGCCAGUGUUAAACGCUGGCAUCCAGAAGGUCGCUUCAUUAUUGGGAGGAGCAUUCAAGGAGAUUAGAGAGAGCUUGAGUGAUUCGAAACCAUCCACAAGUGUACAGCGACUUAAGAGCAUUAAACAGAAGAUUAAACGGCUUGGUAUGAAAGCUAAAACGGUGCUACGACUUACAGAUCAUUAUCACAGACAGCUGCUGAGGCUUAUGUACAAACUCCGCAAUCCAUCCCUGUUGGCCACCAUCAUCCGGGAGAACAUUCCAAUGGAUUCGAAGUGCCUUAGGGCGUGCACCCUAAUUGUGCAUAAAAUGCUGCAGGUGAAAAAUACUGCGAUUACUGGUCUCAAAAUCAUUGUUUUUGGAAACAAGAUGAAAGGACAAUCGUUUAGCUCUGGGACGGGUGGCCCCGAGGUUUUCCUCAAUCUGGUAGACAAUCAUUUCACUGUGUUAGAAACGGAACAUAUUGAUACGUCAGAUAACAACAGUUUGUAUGGAGCGCUGGCGACAGCUUUACCGAACUUUAUGGAACAGAAUGUAUUCAGAUCCGAGCUAAGCAAAUUCAUAGAAAAUAACAAAAACAUUCACCGUGACAUUCGACAGAGUUUGUACCGAUCUAACACAUUGGGUGGUGGUAGGUUCCAAAAGGAACGAACUAUUUCAAGAGCAUAUAGUAUGUAGACAACGAAUCGACUAUUAUACUAUCAUGAGUAGAAUAGAUGUUCAGUCCAAACCAUUCAUUUGUGUUAUAUUACCGGAAAUACAUUGCAGAAAUAAAUGUUAUAAUGCAUUUUAUUAUUCGCGAUUUAUUUAAAUCAAAAACAAAGUUUUUAUUAUGUUAAGAACAACCUCUUUAAGACAAAAAUAUAUUGAAACCGUUUUUUUUUAUUCCGGAGGAACGGCUUUGCCGUAUUGUUUAAUUAAACUGUUUUAAAAACAUAGAAUACUUAGGUUAACAACUCAUUUUUAUAAUGCUUCUUAUAAAACGUUUCAAAUCAAAGAAAUCAUUACAUUAUUCCAUCAGAUAGCAAAUUCCGGAUGGCAUCAGAUGGUAUCUGGCUUUCAAGACUUUAUUCAGUACCACGUUGCCGGAUAAUCAGUCCUUACUACGGGCUCCAUCCAUUCCGAGCUUGAACCCAUGACUGGCAUAUUAUUGAGUCGUUCGAGUUGACGACUGUACCAUGGGAUCGCUAAGAUAGUAUACUGUAAAUUAUCCGGCGCGACAACCGCUAUCUUCCUUACGCUCUAAAUGUACUUCACGAAUUGAGUCGUCCGGUUUCAUGCGCAUAACAAGGCCAACCCCCCAGAGUUCGGCGAGCUUGAUACGCUUCACGCUACGCUGUUUCGUCAUAUUUCACCGAACUGUACGUCACCAUCCAUGAUUUUAGCCCAAAUUUAGUAAACAAAUUAUAACUUCUCACACAUGUCGGGUCAAAUGAUUGCAUUCGAGUUUUUGGAAACCAAAUCACCACAAAUUCUGAUUGGCCAUGUAGCAUCCAAGUUGUGAUCCUACCUUACCAGAGUAUAAUUCAGCGAAGAACGAUCCGCCGAUAAUCUUCAUUAACGAGCGUCAUUAACAAACAACUGAAAGGAAGGUUGUGAUAAAAUUAUGGCACUGUAAUUGAAAGUGUAUACAGACCUGCUGAACAGUCCAUUUAGUAAUAUACGAAAUCACGCACGGAUUAAUACAGCCAUAGCGUGUCAAUAAUUGAAUUAUCUUUUUUCAUGGAAGGACGAACUUUCACAACUAAAGUAAAAAAGGGCUGCAAAUUGCAUUGUAGCAACAUUUGACUGGCAACCACGAUAUAUUCCAAUAUUCUAAGCAACAUUUUGAAGAUCGAAUAAAGUACAACUUGUUACGAUCUUUGCUGUUUGCAUGAAAUUCACUGCCGGAACAGAUAUCUGUGUAAGCUAAAGUCUCUUUCUACGUCAAUAACAUCCUUAUCUUCAGAUGAAAAUGACACUUCAAAAUUUACUACGUAACAAUAAACAUGCUCAACGAAGGGUCAACGUAAUAUGGUAAUUUGAGUAUAGAAAAAUUAAAAGUGUAGAAUUUGUGUAAUAUAAGAAAGUAAUAUGUGUAUAAUUUAGCUCAGUUUUGGAUUGUAGAUUGAAAUAUGUAGCUUUCAAGGGCGUUUAAGCAAAUAACAAUUACCUUUGUUAUUUUUGUAGGCUUUAAUAAUUAAGCUAUGCUGAAUGGACAAGGAAAUGAUUUUAUCAUAGCUUAUAUUACCAAGUAACCUUCGAAAAUGGCUAAAGGUUCAAGAAACAGCAGAAUAAUAUAAGAAAUGUGUCUUAUUAUGGGACAGAGGUUUUUCUAAACAAAAACAAAAAUACCAGAGUUUAACUAAAGCAAUAGCUAAAACUUUUUUCAUUUAUUUGCAUUAUGAAUAUUAAUAUUAGAUAGAGUUAUCUGUAGGAACCUAGUAAAAUUUAUAAAACAAAUUAACAUAGGAAAAAUAAUGUUGUAUUCAGCGGAAGACAUUUUAAGAUGAGUGUUGUAAUGGUAGUAGGAUGGAAGGAUGGCACAUGUAAACUAACUAAUCUGUAAUAUAUACAGAUCUCUAUACAUAUAUCAUAUACAGUAUCUAUAUAACACUCAGUCGAUUUAAGGCCCUUCAUUUUCGAUGGUGCAACAUAUUUCAAAGCAAA
Molecule: messenger RNA, 10136 nt
Organism: Anopheles gambiae (African malaria mosquito)
Lineage: Eukaryota; Metazoa; Arthropoda; Insecta; Diptera; Culicidae
Product: protein translocase subunit SecA-like
Exons: 4
Coding region: 1728-4340 (870 amino acids)
Biological process (GO): protein targeting
Molecular function (GO): ABC-type protein transporter activity; ATP binding
Source: RefSeq, a predicted model, not a curated record